Molecule: messenger RNA, 636 nt
Organism: Punctularia strigosozonata HHB-11173 SS5
Lineage: Eukaryota; Fungi; Basidiomycota; Agaricomycetes; Corticiales; Punctulariaceae
Exons: 2
Coding region: 1-636 (211 amino acids)
Source: RefSeq, a predicted model, not a curated record
AUGUCUUCGACAGCGACCCCCGAUGAUACUCCUCUGGGACCAUUUCCUUAUACGCUGACAGUGCGGCUCCCCAAGCGCACUUCCCCCUCUCCCGAACCUGAUCCUCUCAAUUCCCCGUGGUACCGGUACUUCAUCUCACCGAACCAAGAUGACUAUAGCAAAAGGGAAACCUUCAAAGCACUUUCGACCUUCGUGCCAUUCCGUCAUUUGCCCCCAGAGCUCGACACGCUCUCGACAGUCCAAAAGCCCCAACCACCCGGACUUUUACUCGCCAUACCUCUCGAACACGAUACGAUCCUCUCAUACGCGACCAAGCGUGGUUUGGAGGUCUAUAUCAGCAAGAAAACCUUCGAUCUUGCCACCGCAGCCGAGAAGGACAACCCGGACGUCAUCAAGAGCACGGUUUCGACACUUCAUUGCGUGUUGGGAUACUUACGCGACUGUCUGUGGUCGGAGCUCCGAUUCCGGUGUGGCUACGGCAGGCCCGACCCCACGAAUCCAUUCCUGCCGCUGUGGGUUCUCUGCUCCAACUACGAUCCGGUCGACGAUCGACCGACCGAGGAAGAGUUAAGUUUGAUACGGGAAGAGCUCGGACUCGACGACGACAUUAAAUGGUAUCUGGCCGUGACCGCUUGA